Molecule: messenger RNA, 621 nt
Organism: Parasteatoda tepidariorum (common house spider)
Lineage: Eukaryota; Metazoa; Arthropoda; Arachnida; Araneae; Theridiidae
Product: NADH dehydrogenase [ubiquinone] 1 alpha subcomplex subunit 7
Biological process (GO): ATP synthesis coupled electron transport; mitochondrial electron transport, NADH to ubiquinone
Cellular component (GO): respiratory chain complex I; mitochondrial inner membrane
Source: RefSeq, a predicted model, not a curated record
AGUCUUUCUUUGGGUAGAAGUGGUCAGUCGAACAAAAACAGGCAGAUGGAAGCUUAUCAAAUAAAUAAAAAACAUUUAUUUAUUUUUACAGAUUUCGUAUCUUAAGGUCGAUUGUUUCUUUUUAAUAUCAAAUAUUUUUUAAAUUUAGGCAUUUCUUAACUGUCGAUGGCUGUACCACCGAGAGAUCUUUCACCGUUUUUGCGAUGGUUUCGUAACUUUCUUUUGGGAAGACCAUUCAAGAAUUCUUUGAGAUUUCAAGAUUUUGUUGCAACUAGGUCACCUCCCCCUCCAGCUCUACCUGAUGGACCAAGCCAUAAAUUAUCUGAAAAUUAUUAUUUUACCCGAGAUGGAAGGCGUGCUGUUAGGCCACCUGUUGUGCUUCUUGAAGACAGCAGGAAGUUAACUCUUACUGCUGGAGGCAAAAAAGACCCCGCAAUAAAAGAUAAAGAAGUAAAACAUAAACUGGGACAAAUUACUCCUGGUAAUCCAUAUGUUUGGCAACAAUCUGCAGAAAAUCCUCAACAGCAAAUGUAAAGAGUUGAUUGACAUGCAAUCGGUGAUUAGUUUUGUCUAAAGUUAUAUCUGUAAUUUAGCUAAAUAAAAUAAAUAUAUGUAUGCUUU